Molecule: messenger RNA, 2446 nt
Organism: Periophthalmus magnuspinnatus
Lineage: Eukaryota; Metazoa; Chordata; Actinopteri; Gobiiformes; Gobiidae
Product: protein sidekick-1
Exons: 15
Coding region: 49-2100 (683 amino acids)
Biological process (GO): cytokine-mediated signaling pathway
Cellular component (GO): external side of plasma membrane; signaling receptor complex
Molecular function (GO): cytokine binding; cytokine receptor activity
Source: RefSeq, a predicted model, not a curated record
AGAGCGAUAGGGUGAAGAUCCUGUAGAGUAAGAAGCCACACAUGCAGCAUGGUGAGCAGUGGAUCGCUCUGGAGUUUUACCCUUUUAAACUUCCUAACCUUGUGCAUUAUAGUAAAUUGUAGCACUUGUUGUUUAAAUUAUCAGCACUGUGAGUUUCAUCCAGGUCAUAAAUUAGACUGUUUUAGUAGGUGGAAAGUGACUGGUGUAAAAGAAUGGAGAUGUGAAUGGCAACCAGGAAUCGGUGCCUCCAAAAAGACCUACACACUCAUCACACAACAGGGAAAGAGCUGCAAAUACAAUGGUAACAUAACUGGACACUAUGAAAAAAUUCAAAUAUUUCAAAGUAAGAACAUGAAUGCCACAAUCGUGGAAAAUCCAGAGUCACAAAACUGUACAAUGGCCAUUUUCAACGGAACGCCAAAAAAUCUAAUUCGAUGUGGCCCUCCAGCUACAUCUUCAUUUGAGCGACAUUCUGGGAUGUUUGGUGUUAAAGUUACCUGGCUAAUGUCUGAAAAGGAAUCAAUUCAGGGUUACACUGUGAGAUAUAAAGCAGCAGGUGAAUCAUUAUGGAAAAUGGCAGAUGAAAACAGCAUCAGAGAAGCCAGAUUAAACUCAAAUUUGAGCUACGAGGUGCAGAUAAAGUGCACAAACAACAGCAAAUGCCCACAGUGCCCCUGGAGUGACCCGUACAUUAUACCUCCAGAACUGAAAACACAGCCAGUUCUCAUCAGUGUUAAAAAAGUGGAGAACCCAGUUGCAAAAGACAGUCGUUUGGUCUCCCUCACUUGGAAGACUGUGGAAGUAGAAAGGCCAGAUGGGUAUACUGUCAGCAUUCAGAAAGCCUCAGGAGAAGAGCCAAGUGAGAGUUUUAACACCACUGACUCUGAGAUAACGCUUCAUCUGUCCUGUUCAGCUUACACCGUUAACAUUAAUGCCUUCAACAACGUCAGUGCCUCCCCAGCCCUGAACCGAACUAUAGAGACUUGUGAUGGUAUAACAAAUAUGGAUGCUGCAAGAUUAAAUAUUACCGUUCAUAGCAAUACUUCUUUUACUGUGUACUGGGAUAAGUAUGGACUUUUGGAUAAGUAUGUCUGCUACUCUGUGGAGUGGAGUCAGAAGAACCAACUCCGAGCUGCUUAUUUAUCAUUUUUUGAAGACAAAGAGAGUCAAAGGACUUUUCAUUUAACAGAAGCACUGGAGCCUUACAAGAGGUACACGCUCUCUCUACACACACGCCCCAAUAAAGAGACGUGCAACCUAAAACGCAUCAACGGCACUGAGAGUACUUUUGGCAGCGUGUAUUUCUAUUUCGUGGAGGGAUCCCCCAUCAGUGCUCCAACUAAUAUCAGCUACUACAAUGUGACAUCCAGUUCAAUAGUGCUGCAGUGGUCACCCAUCCCAGAAGAGGAUCUAAGAGGCUUUCUACUGGGCUACAACAUUUACUACAAAGAAUACAGCAACAGCAGGGAUACAGAUACAGCAGAGAAAGUUGUGAGCGUAGAUGCAGAUUUGACCCGCUGUGUAAUUAAAGACCUCAAAUCUGGCAUGGGGUAUCAAGUUGAGAUUUCAGGUUUCACUCGGGCUGGGAUAGGAGUAAGAAGCAUCACAGGGUCUUUUCAAACAUAUAAAGUAAAAGACAGUGUAAUUAUCGUGGUCUUUGUUACUGCACUGAUACUGCUGAUAGUGGCAUGUCCAGUAUUAAAAAGAACUAAAGCAAUCCUUUGGCCAAGUAUACCAAACCCUGAGCACAGCAAUGCUAUACAAAAAAUAGAGAAGUCCUGCGAGAUUGAACUACUUGACUCACUUCAAACAUUGAAAGUGGAAGAGUGGCAUACGAGCAGCUUACAAAUGAUUGAAGAAAGUGCUGUUUGUGUUUCAUUGCCAAAGCUCUUUUCUGUUCUGACCAAAGAAGACUCUGGUCUGAUGGAGCCUGAGAAGGUCCAAGAGGACACAGUCACAGACAUCAUUUUAGAUCAAUCUGCACACUUGGAAAUGACUGAACUUCCAAAUACUCAGACUGCCUUCACUUGUGGAUAUACUACUUUGCAAAUGUUUCAACAAACUGUGACAUUUCAGUGCAGCCCAACCAUUAAUCAAUAAGCCAUAGAUGAACUGCAUGACAUGGCUGAAAUCAAACCAGUCAUGGACUAUGUUGGACGGUUUUGCUCGAGCCCGACUUUUGACUUGUCCACAAGACUGUGAACUUUUACAUUAAGACACAUUAAAAUUAAUAUUUUAUCAGUGUUUGGUUUAGAUAAAACUACACAUGAUCUAAGCCAUCUUUGAUAAUGACCUACACUGUAUUCUACAGCAUGAUUACAGGCGUCUGAAAACUAUAUUAACCACUUUUUUUCACUGAAAAACAUUUUGUUUAGUUAAAUGGUACUUUGAAAGGCAGCUAUUCACACUUUACAAUAACAGUGUCAAACUUUUUGAGAUGUUAUUU